Messenger RNA from Diachasmimorpha longicaudata, 2328 nucleotides. RefSeq lists its product as uncharacterized. The coding region runs from base 332 to 787 and encodes 151 amino acids. NCBI's taxonomy places the organism in Eukaryota, Metazoa, Arthropoda, Insecta, Hymenoptera, Braconidae. The record is from RefSeq and is a predicted model, not a curated record. The transcript has 4 exons.
AGAUGAGAAUGAGUGUAGGUGGUCAGAAUGGAAGACCUCUCCUGCGCGCUGGCUACAGGUGGCUGGAGAGGGGUGAAAUGCGUUGGAACAGGGGAUAUAACCCAGGGCAUCACUCGUCCUGGCUCUUCAUUUCUCGAACACCCAUCAUCUUACCCAGAAAGGACCUCGUCGCGUCCAUUUCUAUCGCUGCUAGCGCGAUUCUUCCAUGUAAUAACCGCGAGUUUUCGGGUGUUUCGUUUGUUCACAUUUACCAACCGUGAACAACAAUUUUCCACCGACGUUGUGCAUUGUUCUCUGGAUAUCAGGAGCCCGAUAACUAUUUCAAGAGGUCAUGAAGCAGAAAAUUAUGAAGAGAAAGGGGACGAGUUAUACUUCAAGAUUUUGGAUCCUUGCCCUUAUCUCAUUCACGACGAUACACAACGUUUGGACUGCACCACAGCAACUAUCAGCGAUGUACUACGCCGAUAAUGCCGUGGAAGACAAUGACAAUCUCCUGUUGCUGCAGAGGCUAAAACAAGUUGCCGCCUUGAAACACGAGAUUCUAGAGGAAGAACGCGAGCUGACGGAGGCAGAACUGGAAGUGCAGGCGAUUAUCGAGGCAAAAAUGAGAAAUCAGAGGAUCGUCCAGCCCAUCGUAAGAGAGUCCUCCAACGAGGAGGCAGAGAUGUUGCCUAUUCCCAGUGCGGUUGUGCAUCAUGCACCACUGGGAAAUACGGGAAAACGGACUACCUACAUGACCCUGUGUCAUUUUAAGAUCUGCAACAUGGGACGCAAACGGCAAUCAUGAACCACCACAAACCGAUGAUUCUAAAUUCUUACUGGAGCUUUCAAGCUGUCACCACCUCCAAGCAAUUUUAUGUUCCAUUCGUCGCUAAUGAAAAUUUAAUCUUCGAAUUUCUUCUCCGUUACUUCUUUAUUUUUGUACUGAAAUAGUGUUGGUUAAAUAGUUGGGAGUGCGUGAAACGAGGCAUGUUCACCUAGAGAGAAAUGUCAUUUUGGAAAUUAAAUAUUCUUCUGACAAGAAUUUCACGGGGAUUUUCCAAUGGAAAUUUCGGGCAUUUGUGAGUGGAAAACAAAUAUGAUUGGAAAAGUUAUAUUUUUCUCUCAGUGCUCACUUUUACUAUUUAACAGUAUCUCGUUUUAUCUAGUUUAUCCUUUUACAUGCAAGAAAAUUUUGUAUAAAAAAUUUAGGGAAUUUUGGAGAUAAUUCUAGUGAACUUUCUAUUUGUUCUUGGCUAAUUCUCUUUAAUAAAUCAGUAAUUAAAUGAGAGAGGUUAACGUAUAAUUUAUAUAAAUUUAUAUAAUGUAUUUUGCAAAAGUUUUUCAGCUAAAAAUUUGGAGACUCCUAUUUUCUAAUGUUUUUUCUCAAUUCCGUUGACUGAAGGAAGUCGAUAAGUUCGAUACCCGACACGUCAACGGAACCAUUAAAUAAAUUGCAAUAAAAAUGAUUUUUAAUAGAAAAAAUUGAAAAAUUAAGAAAGUAAUACAAAAAUCUGAAAUUGUAACUUCUAAUUCUGACUUUUUCUAUGAAAUGAUUUCUACUGAAUAUUUCGUACUUAAAAACGCACAAUAAAAUCGCAGCCGAAAACCAAUAGAAUUUUCAAAACCAAUCGGGAAGAAUUUCCUACCAUUUCGGCGAAUUUUUAACAGAAUUUUUUGCGCGUGUUAUCGAACGCAAAAUUAAUCGACCCAAUAAUAAAGCAACUGUAUUCACCGGAUGUUUCUCAUCGAUAAAUGGCCCAUCGAUUCAUCGAAAUUUGAAGUAUUUAUUUCAUCAAUAGAAAUAUAUCAUAAGGAAGGGUGCGAGGUACGAGAGAAAUGAUUAUGGAAUAAUCUCCAGUGUAGUAAAUAAUAAAAAAAGUACUUCAUUCAAAAAAUAAUCAAUUGAAAAAUUAAAUUAUCAAAGGGCAUUAUCCUCAAAUGUGUGAUAAAAAAUCGUAUCGACGAGUGAUAAAACGAGUGGCCUGUACCCUUCGCUAAUUUAUUUAUAAUAUUUUUCAUCCUUAGUUUAACGUUAGAUGUACAAAUUCAUUAGUUUAAUUUUCUAUUAUUUAUUCAAUAAUUACACCUAGAAAAGCCAAAUGCAUUGAUUUUUUUUGUUUAAAACGUGCCAACGAUUAUCCAAAGAAAAUUAAUCAACCGCGGGUGUAAUUAAUCAAUUUAUUGUACCUGAAAAUAUUCCUCAUCGGCGCUAUCCCCAGGAGAGCGUCAAUCCUACCAUAAAAUUCAUUAUAAAAAAGACUAAUUAUUGAUAUGAAUUGACAUAUGUAUAACGCAUGUACCACGUACUCCUGCAGAUGAAUGCAUCAAUAAAUUAUGUAUUCGAAA